CUGUUGACAGUUGCCACUUCACAGACUGAGAAUGAUGCCUUCAUACUGUAAAAAUCUUAAACAUUGCAACAACACAAUAGGUAUAGAAAUUAAUUGCAGUACUGUAUAGUAGGUUAAAAAUUGCACAUGUAUGGGAAUGAGCAUGUGGCAAUGGAAGUUGUGGCUGUCUUGAGCUGUUUUAUCCAGUACACUCAUCAUAGGGCCUGGGUGAGCCACAGGUUGUGAUGUAUGGCAAUACACUUCUCAUCAGUGAUCAAGCUUUUGGAAUCACCUUAUAGAAGUAUUACAGCAUCCUUCUCAUUAUUAUGAGAUUUUCAUCUUUCUGCUUUGAAACCAGCUUGCAGUGACCUCACAUUUCUGGUCAGUCAAUCUCUGCUUUAGCAAGAGUGACUACAAUGUUUCAUUGAGUGAAGAGUCACGUACCGUGACCUUUGAGCUGCUGUAGGUUCAACUCGCUAGUAUUGGUUAGAGGCAGUUAUGAUGUAGGGGCAUAAAUGUAAUGCUUGUGCAGUGCCUCCUUUUGUAACGUGUCAUGCCAUUCUUGAUGUGAUCAGUGCAGGAUGAUAAGACCCGGGUCACAUUGACUCCAUGUAUUAAUUGAAUCGAUCAGAUCCUGAGAACGUGAGAGAAUGUGAACCAAUUCUCAUGAGGGUAGAAAGUAAACUGGUAAUGUACAGCUCAGCCUUACAGAAACAACAUUGCAGAUUUAUGUCAGUGCACAGAUUUACUUAUCCUUUAACUGACCAUGCAGAUGAAUUUGUCUGCCCAUGAAGCUUAUUAAGUAGGAAAAAUCUACAGUUUUUGCCAUGUCUACUUGGAUGAAUUUGUUGCCUAUCAUUCUCUCUCUCUCUCUCUCUCUCUCUCUCUCUCUCUCUCUCUCUCUCUCUCUCUCUCUCUCUCUCUCUCUCUCUCUCUCUCUCUCUCUCUCUCUCUCUCUCUCUCUCUCUCUCUCUCUCUCUCUCUCUCUCUCUCUCUCGUUUUAGGUAUUGGGACCAUAGCGUCUGUCAGGAGCCAAUAUAUUUUUUUGGAUUCUUUUUAAUAAGCAUUCUUUUCCUCUUUAAAGAACAUCUUACAGUUUCAUUAUCAGAUUACUGAGUAUAGUGUUUAUCACUGAGCUCAUGAAAUAUCUUAUCAACUAUUUUGCCUGUGAUAAGGAUUAAGAUGAUGUGACACUGCUCUACUUGAGAUGAUAUCCUCUCUGUGAUAUCUAUGAUGACUCCAACAUACAUCUUUGAUUUUUUUAUAUUUUUUAUGUGAUGAGACUGGUUUUGCUGCAUCACCAUUGAUGCAUCUGAUAGUUUAAGUGUAUCUGCAGAUCUUGACAGUUGCUUUUGUGGGAUUCUAAGAACUGACUUGCUUGAACAAAAAACUGCCUUGAUGCUGGUGACUUAUUUGAUGAUGUGUUGAGCUUUAUUUAUCACAAGGUGUUGCCCUUUAGGUAGUGAGGAGAGACAGGUACCAGCAGGAGCAGUAGUGGUAACAACAGCAGGAUGGGGAGCUUCAGCAAGAUCCUGCCAUACUCCUGCUAUGAGCUCGGCCACUGCUGGAAACACUCGUGCUCCUCAGCCUCCUUUGAAAUCUGUAUCAUUGGGUUCAUUGAAAGCAUCAAAAUCUAUGGUGUGGUGUACUUGCUAACCAGUCUUGUGAAUGCUCGGAAAAUAAGUAUGAAGUAUGGAAAAAAGCUCUUGAAGAACUACUUAACAACAUCAGUUUGUUUCCUGACAGUCAAUGCUUUUGGGUACAUUGGCUCCUACUGUGUUGUCAGACACAUUCUGCAGCACUUCAACUUUUUCACAGUCUCCUUUGUGCCAGGGUUCAUUGGCAGCCUCAUGGCCAUCCUAGUGGAACGGCCAGCACGACGAACACUCCUGGGCAUCUAUGUUACCAAUGUGUGAGCUGAGGGUCGGUGAAGCGCACAAGUGGGUCAGCAUUCUCAUACCAGAACCGGUCACAGCAGCGGAGGUUCCUGAACUGAAUGCCAAGGAUGCAGCCGAACGUGGGACCGACCAGUCCACCGUGCAGCGGCGUCUCAAUCAAUCCACCAGUGAACAGAUCUAUGUCAUCCACGUGUGCGUACGUCCGUUUCAUUCGCUCGAUCACCGGCCUCGCUAUCUCCCUGUGCAGGUCAUCAAACGACCUCGCCCUGGUCAGGUUACAGAGGGCCCUGUACUCAUUGUAAGGCUGCAGUCCAUGGUCUCUGCCUCGCUGGAUGUUGAGGGCAGCCAGGUCCAGGCCAGAGAAUGGCUGCCGCUUGUCUUCAAAGAGAUGGUUGGUCACCUCAUCUGUCAAGAACUGGUCCAGUGUCUCCAUGGACACAGUAGUCAGGCCGUGGAUGAUCUCAUCAAGCAUCCCAGGCUGGUAGAGUAGGUCUGGGUUGAAGAAGUGUUCGCUCAGCUUGACAGGAGGGUUGCGCUUGGCAAAUAUUCCAUCCAUGCGCUCCAGGGAAGGCUUGAGUAGAGAGUGGCCAAAGC
Messenger RNA from Scylla paramamosain (green mud crab), 2471 nucleotides. Its product is annotated as transmembrane protein 135-like. The coding region runs from base 1491 to 1895 and encodes 134 amino acids. The record is from RefSeq and is a predicted model, not a curated record. Lineage: Eukaryota; Metazoa; Arthropoda; Malacostraca; Decapoda; Portunidae. The transcript is spliced from 5 exons.